UAUAAAAAGUCUUUUGUAAAUUAAUUUUUAAGGAACUUUUUGAUCUUCUUGCGGAUUCAGCUGACUGUACACACGACGAAUCGAAAAAGCUAUUCGAUAUUCUCUCCGCCGUGAUCGGUGCCAUUUAAUCCUCCAUUUUUUCCGACAAAAUGCCUUCAGGAAAGCUUGAAGUCCUCCUUGUCAGCGCUAAAGGACUCGAUGACACCGAUUUCUUCACAAAAAUGGAUCCUUAUGCGAUAAUCACAUGUAGAACUCAGGAACAAAAGAGCAACGUCGCAGCAGGACAAGGAUCUUCACCUGAAUGGAAUGAGACAUUUGUAUUUUCUGUUUCUGGUGAAGUGCUUGAACUUGUGAUCAAGAUAAUGGAUAGUGAUGUUAUUUCUGAAGAUGAUUUUGUUGGGGAGGCUAAAAUUCCACUUGGGACUUUGUUUGUGGAAGGAAACAUCCCACCAACACCAUACAAUGUGGUCGUUAAUGAUGAAUUCUGUGGGGAGAUUAAAGUUGGCCUCCAAUUCAUUCCAGAGGAUACAAAUGAAUACCAUGGGGAAGAGGAAAACUUUGGAGGAUGGAAAGAAUCUUCGUAUUAAAACUAUGGAUCGCAGUUUUAUAUGUAUUGAUCGGUAGCAGUUGAUUUUGCUUGAUUGUUUUCUUUUCAUUUUAUUGGAGACUAUUUGACUUUAAGUUGGACGAAAACUGUGUUCGUGA
Lactuca sativa (garden lettuce) is the source of this 705-nucleotide messenger RNA. RefSeq names its product elicitor-responsive protein 3. Lineage: Eukaryota; Viridiplantae; Streptophyta; Magnoliopsida; Asterales; Asteraceae. The record is from RefSeq and is a predicted model, not a curated record.